This is a messenger RNA of Rubroshorea leprosula, 2994 nucleotides long. NCBI's taxonomy places the organism in Eukaryota, Viridiplantae, Streptophyta, Magnoliopsida, Malvales, Dipterocarpaceae. The record is from the annotation of a GenBank genome assembly.
AGAUAAGACGACUAAAGAGAGAGAAAAGCAGAGAAAAAGAUCCUGAGUAAACUUAGCAAGAUGAAGGCUUAGACAUCAGAGAGGGUCGGAAUACCAAGAGAACAAGAGAUUUCUUUAUACUCGAUCGUCUUGAAGCAAGUCAAAGAAUUUGAAAUGCAGAAUGUCCAGAUGAGAGCAGAUGCUCAAGGGAAUGUUGAGCUAGCAAGCCUUCUUGGUGCAGUCGGUAUGGAUAUCAAUGUAACUCGGUCCAUCGGUGAUGAUUAUCUCAAUCCUGCUGUAACUUCUGAACCUGAGAUAACGGACAGUGGGCUUUCAGUAGAAGAUGAAUUCCUGGAAUCUACUUUCUGCUAUAAAUUAGACCAUUCUACCAGAAGACAAAAACCCUUAUCCAAGUGUUCCUAUGGGAUUUAUUAUAAAGUCUCACAAAGAUCGAAGGAGGAGCGUGAACAGAAUAAACAAGAACAUGCUAAAUGUGUAAUCAUGGAUUGUGGGGAAGAUAGUUGUCAUGCAACAUCACAAAUCGAGUUAUCCAGUCAAAUGGGUAAUGAAUAUGCCUUGAAAGUUAUACACAUAGACAACGCUGAGCCGUUAAAAGUGAAGGUGAUUUAUCCCUACUUUGAGAACACUCUGUCUAAAUGGCUUAAGAAAUUGCAUCCUCCGAAUGAGACUGACGAGUAUGUCAAAUGGAUGCGGGCUAAAGUAUUUCCAAAGAUUAGGAAACUUUGGCAAAUACUACUUAAAAUGAAGGAUAAUGGGAUAAAUAUUAAUAAGCCAUAUUGCAUGCCUUUAAUUAAUGGAGUGCCCAAGCUGUUAUACAUUCAUGAAGAAGAUGGCGGUAAGUUGUUUCUUUCUUUUUUUUCUCUGAUUAUUGCUAUUAGUAUUACUACUUUUAAAUUUUUUUUUUAACAGAAAAGAAUAAAGGAGACACACCGGAUGAUGGAUUUAGUUCAUCUAAUCAAGGACAAAAUGAACAAGAACCUCCUUCAUUUAAUCAAGAACAAAAUAAUGACAAAGAUAAAGACAAAAACAAUCUUGACUUGGAUUAUCUAAUAGAGGUACUUAAUGGGAUAGUUACAAAACUGAGGUCAGAUGGAUCUUAUGAACUGCGUAAAUAUAUUGAUGAACUACAUAAAUAUAUUGAAGAACUGCAGGUUUUCUGGAAGUCCAACCAGGACAAGUCAGAACAUCCCCAACAUUAUCAUUUACUCAGUAUGCAUCCAAUUCUCUAUAAUUCUGACGAAAAGUCCAAGUUUUUGCAAUUGUUCUACGAUGUCACAUGGGAGUAUGGAUUAAGCAGCUGGCUGGAUAUGAAAAUGCAUUGGGGUCAUUUUCAAAGCCGUAUGAUGUCCGCGAAAAAAAGAAGAGUUUAUGAAGCAACCCUUCACCACAAAUCUCGAAAAAGUCAAAAUCAUGCAUAUAAUCGAGCACGAGGUGACCAAGGAACUCAUUCAUCUUCUCAAGGUUAUGAGUUGAAUGAAUUCAAAAGAAGGCGUAUCCAUGGCAAUCCACUAUCAAGUCAUGCACAUGAUCAAGAACAAAGUGACCUGGGUUCUCUUUCAUCUAAUCAACGACAAAGUGAUCAGAAAUCUCUUUCAUUUAAUCAAGAACAAAGUAAUCAGAAAACCCCUUAUUAUUGUCGAGGUUCAGAUGUUGUAAGGUUUACCAGGAAUGUCUUGGCUCAUUUCAAUGACAAUGAUAAAAAUCCCAAGGGAGAAAGGCUGGCUGGUGAUGAGAUUGUUGAGACAGUUGAUCGUGAUCUUGCAGUCUGCUCUCUAUAUUAUACAUAUGCAAAACAAUUUAUUGCAGAUCAAGCAACGGAAGAAUUAAUUGAAGGGUACUGGAAGAAUUAUCAACAAGAACGAUGGGAUAAUUUGAAGGAUGAGAUUUUGAAGAAAGCUAAAAAACGGGGGCCGGGUCAGAAGGAAGCACAAUUAAUUAGUCAAGCUUAUCAACUAGUGCCAUUGCAACUUUACGUGAGAACUAGGUGCCAACCCGGUAAAUGGAUGAAAGCGGAAGAAAUUUUUAAACGAAGACCUCCAACGGACGUGGAUUCGAUGGAACUUUGGACAAACGGACCCGAUAAUUGGAUGGAAGCAAAAAAAGUUUUAGCAAAUGACGUUUUUCCAUUGGUGAAACUUUGGACGAAGAAUACUUGGGAGGAGGAUUGGAAGGAAGUGGGAGAAAUUGAAGAUGAACUUGAUCAAAAACUAGAACUUGAAACGGAGAAGGGUUGGAUGCUUGUAGAAAAAAUUAAAGAUGGAGCUUUUCCAGAAAAACUUAGAGUGUGGAGGCAGGAUUGGGUUUGGAGUGAAUCAAAACAAAUUUUUGAAGAUAAUACACCUGCGACACUUCAUGCGAGGUCUUCUAGGGAGAAUGGUCUUGAAGCACUUGAAUAUGGUCUUGAAGCAUUUGAAUGUGAACGACCAAGGAAGGUUAAUUGGGAAAAAGCAAAGGAAAAAUUAAAAGAGUUCCUCAUAUCACUAAAAUGUAAUCUACUUAAUUUCCUCUCCUACAUACUAACCACGUGUGUGUGUUUUUACACAAUGUUUUGAGCAUAUGUGUGUUAUCCUUUGAAGAUUGGCCUAGGCAUUUAUAAGAAUUGUAUUCCUUCUUGUUCCCUAACUAUUUUCUAAUUGAUAUCUUGCAUGUAUAAUUGAUGCAGAGAAUAAGUAUCCUGUUCUGUCCUAUUUGCAUUGAGUCAUUCGUAAUUGCAUAUAAAAUUAGGGAUUAAUUUGUAAUAAUUCUUAAUUUUGGUUGCAUGUCCUUUUUGGAAUUAGAGAGUACUAGUGAAGAGUAGCUGCUGAUCCUAAGUUCUUUUGGUGGAUUUCUGGUACAAACUAUGAGCUAUGCAUCUAAGUAGUUAGUAAGGCAUAUUUGUAUCUGCCCAAAACUUUACUUGGGUAUGUGAAUUUUUAAUUUAUUUUGUACUAAGCUUUGAGCCUGGGAUAUAUAUAUGUAAAAUUUCUAUUAUGCUCAUAAAUAGUUCUCUUUAUU